This is a messenger RNA of Ictalurus punctatus (channel catfish), 2297 nucleotides long. RefSeq names its product NLR family CARD domain-containing protein 3-like. The coding region runs from base 198 to 2282 and encodes 694 amino acids. The transcript has 5 exons. The record is from RefSeq and is a predicted model, not a curated record. Lineage: Eukaryota; Metazoa; Chordata; Actinopteri; Siluriformes; Ictaluridae.
UGAUACAGGGUUUGAUUUAACACACCGAUGUUGGAGUGAAGUAAACGUGUGUCCUGCUGUAAUCUGGAGAAGGAGACAUGACCUCCAACAUGAGUGUGUCUGGAAAACAGGACUUAAAGAGAGACGAGAGAAUGAAGGAGGGAAAGAGAUCAGACUCACCAGAACCCAGCUGUGUGUCCAUGAAGAGUGACUGAUCAAUGGAGCAACCACUUACCUUCAGAGACGGAGCCAGUUCUCCUGAUGUGAGACCACAACAGAAGAAAUCAAACCUCAGCAGAAAUCAGUUGGACUCCAUAUUCAAGCAGGAGCUGGAACACAAAGUCAUCACUCUGAUAAAGAAUGAGCUGAAGACAUUUAGGAAGCUCCUGAGUCCAGAUUACCCAGCAUGCACUGAGAGGGAGGUGGAGGAUGAGGAGGAUCUGCACAGUGUCAGAGACGGAGCGCUGAAGAUCACACUGCACAUCCUGAAGAACAUGAACCACACAGAUCUCGCUCACACACUGCACAACAAGUCUGUGGCCUCUGUGUAUCAGACAAAGCUGAAAUCCAGCCUGAGAGAGAAGUUUAAAAGAAUUAAUGAAGGAAUCUCACAGCAUGGAAGCUCAGCACUUCUGAAUGAGAUCUACACAGAGCUCUACAUCACAGAGGGUUGGAGUGGAGACGUCAAUAAUGAACAUGAGGUGAGACAGAUUGAGACAGCGUCCAGGAGACCAGCAACACAGGAGACACCCAUCAAAUGUAAUGAUCUCUUUAAAGACAAGUCCAUCAGAAGUGUGCUUACUAAAGGAGUUGCUGGAAUUGGAAAAACAGUCUCUGUGCAGAAGUUCAUUCUGGACUGGACUGAAGGAAAAGCAAAUCAGGACGUCACCUUCAUGUUUCCACUUCCCUUUAGAGAGCUGAAUCUGAUGAAGCAGAGACAUCUCAGUCUGAUGGAUCUUCUUCAUCACUUUUUCCCUGAAAUGAGAAAACUAGAAUUAAUAGACUCCUACAAAGUGGUGUUGAUCUUUGAUGGUCUGGAUGAGUGUCGACUUCCUCUAAAUUUCCAGAAGAAUGAGAGACUGUGUGAUGUGACAGUGUCAGCCUCAGUGGAUGUGCUGCUGACGAACCUCAUCAAGGGGAAUCUGCUUUUCUCUGCUCUCCUCUGGAUAACCUCUCGACCAGGAGCAGCCAAUCAGAUCCCUCCUGAGUGUGCAGAAAAGGUAACAGAGGUACGAGGGUUCAGUGAUCCUCAGAAAGAGGAGUACUUCAGGAAGAGGAUCAGUGAUCAGAGCCUGGCUGAUAAAAUCAUCUUACACAUGAAGUCUUCAAGAAGCCUCUACAUCAUGUGCCACAUCCCAGUCUUCUGCUGGAUCUCAGCCACUGUUCUAGAGAGAAUGUUGGGUGAAGCAGAGAGUGGAGAGAUCCCCAAGACUCUGACUCAAAUGUUCACACACUUCCUGAUCUUUCAGAUCAAACACAAGGACCAAAAAUACCAUCAGAAAUGUGACCCUGAUCCUCAGCAGACCAGAGAGAGUAUCCUGGCACUGGGAAAACUGGCUUUCCAACAGCUGGAGAAAGGAAAACUGAUCUUCUAUGAGGAAGACCUGAGAGAGUGUGGCAUUGAUGUGAGAGAAGUGUCAGUGUACUCAGGAGUGUGUACCCAAAUCUUCAGAGAGGAGUUUGGGCUUCACCUGGGGAAGGUGUUCAGCUUUGUACAUCUGAGUGUUCAGGAGUUUCUGGCUGCUUUAUACACAUUUCUCUCCUUCAUCAGCAGAAAUGUAACAGAACAACCAACCAUUAAUCUGUCUGAUCUUCUCAACAAGUCAAACAUGUCUGAUCUCCUCAAGAGUGCAGUGGACAAGGCCUUACAGAGUGAGAACGGACACCUGGACCUGUUCCUCCGCUUCCUUCUGGGUCUCUCACUGGAGUCCAGUCAGACUCUCUUACGAGGUUUAAUGCCACAGACAGGAAGCAGCUCUCACAGCAAACAGGAAACAGUCGAGUACAUCAAGGAGAAGAUCAGGGAGAAUCCAUCUCCAGAGAAAUCCAUCAAUCUGUUCCACUGUCUGAAUGAACUGAAUGAUCAUUCUCUAGUGCAGGAAGUACAGACUUACCUGAACAGAGGAGGUUACAGUCGUCUCAGGGGAACCAGACUCUCUCCUGCUCAGUGGUCAGCUCUGGUGUUUGUGUUACUGAACUCAGAUCAGGAGCUGGAUGAGUUUAAUUUGAGUAAAUAUGACCGAUCAGAGGAAUGUCUUCUGAAGCUGCUGCCAGUGGUCAAAGCCUCCAGAAGAGCUGUGUGAGUAUUUUUAUUUAUA